GAAACAACAAAGUCAAAGCACCAAUGGGAUGAUGGAUCAAAACAAACUGCGCCACAAACCCACCUAAUCCUCCAAAUUCAACCUCCCCACCCUCAAGAACCAUUUCCAAUCUCUUUAUUCAAUGUUACUUCAACAUCCAUCCACCUAACCUGCCCGUCUCCCUCUCCCCAUCUGCCUGAUGGUUUUGCCUUGAUGUUUUCUUUGUUCGCAAAUCCAAAUCCUUCUCUCUGAUAUGGGGUUACAGCAUAGAAAGCUGAUAGAAGAUGCGAUCAAUUUUACCGUGUCACAGGUCUGUCAAACAUCAUGUGUCGCAGAAAAUGUUGGAAACAUUUGUCCACAGAUAUGUUUAGAUUUCGUUGUCUGCCCUAAAGUCUGCCUACACUCUAUCUCAUCUCUGCUCACUCCUCCGCCAAGUACACCCUCAGCUUUAGAUGAUCAGUCAAACAAACCCCCCCAUAAGUUCUCUCCCUUUUUGAUCGCCACGAUCACAUUUAUCGCCGCCGCUUUUCUGUUUGUUUGCUGCUAUGCUAUCUAUUCAAGGUACUAUUUAAGUAGACGGGACUCAAGGAGGAGGCCGCAGCCACAAACUGUGGAGACCCUGCAGGAUGAGUUUCUUGAUGAAGAAGAUGGACCUGUGCUUGACCACCCCAUCUGGUACAUCCGUACCGUCGGUCUUCAACCAUCUAUUAUCGGUUCGAUCGCUGUCUGUAAGUAUAAGAGAGGUGAAGGUCUUGUUGAUGGAGCAGAGUGCUCUGUUUGUUUGAACGAGUUUGAAGAAGAUGAAACUCUUAGACUUUUGCCCAAGUGCAGUCAUGCUUUUCAUGUUCCCUGUAUUGAUACUUGGCUUAGAUCACACACCAAUUGCCCCAUGUGUCGUGCACCCAUAGUCAAGAACACAGUCCAGACGCCACCACCGGAGGCUAAUGUAAAUAAUUCCAGCCCAGGGGAAGAAACCCCAGUCGGAAUUCCGCAAAGUGGUGGUGCAUUCGAUGGAGAAAUAGAUGAUGAGGUUCGUGAGAUAAGGAUUGAUAUAGAGGAUGAGGGAGAAUUAGCUGCUGUGAAUGAUGGGAAAAUUUCUGAGAAUUCAAAUCAAGAUGUAAACGACAUCCAACCGAUGAGAAGAUCGGUUUCUUUGGACUCUUUGUCAGCUUCAAAGAUCAGUUCCGCUGUUGCAAAUCGUGUUCCACUGGGUUCCCAUGGGAGUUCACAUAACCAAGGGGUAAAAGUGAACGAAUCCAACACAAGAAUCGUUCCGAAAAGGCUCGAGGGUAAUCGAAAUUCACUGAAAUUAUUGGGUAGUUCUUCAAAAGGGAGAGCGCUGCCAAAUCGGCCGGUUUCCAUGAAGAGAUCGUUUUCCUGGAAUGGGAAAUUCUUGCUAUUCAACUAUAGCCAGAACCGAGACUCAGUUAUCCGAAGCUUUUGAUUGAUAUAUGAUAUGGGUGGUGUCAGGUGAGUUGUCGGAAAAACUCAUUUCUUAAAAGCUCUCAACAAGCUGAGAGAUUGCAGAAUUUUCCUUUUCGUACAUCAAACAAAGAAGAGAAAAAAGUCAAAACUCAUGAGAUCCUAGAUUUUGCAGUGAAAAUAUGAUAUUGGGAUUGAUCCAAAAUGGAUUCGUCACAGCAAAUAUGUUCAUUCUGUAUUUAUCAUGUUUCCAGGCUUCAAAGGAAGCACCAACAACUGUAAUUUAUUUCCAGUUUUGCUAUGCCAGAAUAAUUUUGACA
Juglans microcarpa x Juglans regia is the source of this 1721-nucleotide messenger RNA. Its product is annotated as RING-H2 finger protein ATL52-like. Lineage: Eukaryota; Viridiplantae; Streptophyta; Magnoliopsida; Fagales; Juglandaceae. Gene Ontology annotation, biological process: protein ubiquitination. The transcript has a single exon. The record is from RefSeq and is a predicted model, not a curated record. The coding region runs from base 233 to 1423 and encodes 396 amino acids.